Mytilus trossulus (common blue mussel) is the source of this 1757-nucleotide messenger RNA. RefSeq names its product galactoside alpha-(1,2)-fucosyltransferase 1-like. NCBI's taxonomy places the organism in Eukaryota, Metazoa, Mollusca, Bivalvia, Mytilida, Mytilidae. Gene Ontology annotation, biological process: carbohydrate metabolic process. Gene Ontology annotation, cellular component: membrane. Gene Ontology annotation, molecular function: galactoside 2-alpha-L-fucosyltransferase activity. The record is from RefSeq and is a predicted model, not a curated record. The transcript is spliced from 4 exons. The coding region runs from base 143 to 1252 and encodes 369 amino acids.
AGAGUAUAUUCCUAUGUUUACUGGUUACAACCAACGAAGCAAAAAGCCUUAUUGCAUUGACUUCCGGUUAGGGCACAUGUACAUACUAUUUUGUAUUAUAGUAAAAGAGAAAGAUGAAUCGAUGUAAAUUUUAAAAGCAGAUAUGGGAUCCAGUUGGAGAAUUGUCAGCUGUUUUUUCUCUUCGAUCAGAUUUGUAUACGUAAAAAUGGUACACAUAAAUGUUUGGAACAUAAGUGGUCAUUGCCAUCGUCUUCUACAAAAUAGAACAGCGAGAAAACUUGCAGUCAUUUGCAUGCUUUUAACAGGUAUUUAUUACACAUUUUUUAACCAACAGUCUCUUCCUGACUCACCCUACCAAGAUCUUUCAGAAAAAUAUAAUUGCAGUUCGAUUGCUCAUCUAGAUAAGAUAGGAAUCAAAAGAAACAAAUCUGUGUGUGUAAAAUUCGCUGGAGGAUUAGGAAAUCAAAUGUUUGCUUUUUGUUUUGGAUACACUAUUGCUCGAAAGAAAAACAUGCAUUUAGUAUUAACAAGAGAACAUAUUUUAACACAGUAUUUCAAAUUAGUGCCAUAUCAUUGGAAGAAUUAUGAUUUAAAUGCAGGUAUUUGUGGUUGUUUACCAUUGAUUGAGGAUAAAGGAUUCGCUUGUGGAUAUGACAAAAAAUUAGAACAUUUACCAAGUGACGAAGAUUUAUCAUUUUUAGGAUUUUUCCAGUCCUGGAGAUAUUGGAAACACUAUGAGAAUGAACUGAGACAGAUACUUCAGUUUCAAGAUAAUAUUUUACAUGAAGCGAAAUCUCAAUUUCAUAAUAUUCUUUCAAAACACAAAAAUUAUCAAGGUAUAACAACAAUAGGGGUUCAUAUACGUAGAUUCGAAAGAUAUGAUACAGAUGAAUUUGGUAAAAACAAUGCACCGAAAGAGUAUAUAAUUCAUGCCAUGGACUAUUUCAGAAAUCUGUAUAAAAAGUGUUUAUUUCUGAUAUUUUCAAUUAAGAUGAAGUGGACUAAAAAGAAUAUUCCACAAACUGAUGAUAUUUUCCUUGUCGAAGGAAAUUCAGCACCAGUGGAUCUUGCGAUGUUAACACUUACGAAUCAUACCAUAAUGACCGUCGGAACAUUUGGCUGGAUGGCUGGAUGGAUGACACAGGGGAAGACAGUUUACUACAAGCAUCCGGACACGCCUGGAUCAGAGUUUUCUAAACUUUAUUCGAACUAUUCUGAUCAUUUCUAUCCGGGAUGGAUUCCCAUGGAAUAAAUUAAGUGAGCGACGAUACGCGUCUGGUCUUGGGUCUUUUAACGUGUAUAAUGACGGCUUGUGUCUUCUAAGGUGUCUAAUGACGGUUUGUGUCUUCUAAAGUGUCUAAUGACGGGUUAUGUCGUCUAAAGUGUCUAGAUGGCUUGUGUCUUCUAAAAGUGUAUCAUGGCAGUAGUGACUGAUAGUUCUAUACUAACUUCAAUCUGAAAGAAAUACAUUUCAUGAUUUUUACGAAACAUCUAAAAUUGUUUAUAAAUUAUUUGUAGUAGUUGAACUUACCGUAAAAUCUUUAGCACAAUUUCUGGACAUACAUUAAGGAUUUUAGCUAUAAUUUUGAGGGCUUGGUCACUUUUGGGUGAUACAAAUAAACGACCGUAUGAACUAAAGCAGCAUUUGCUAGUAUUAGGGCUUAAAUACAUGAAAAACGCAUUUGUUGUGUUCUUGAAUUUCUUCCCCGGCAUUUCAUUUGUAUACUUUUUAAUGUAUAUAAAUAAAGAUUAAAACA